AUGCCGCUGGUAGACCCCAUCACCAUGUCGUCAGCACUGGCAAAGGACGCCUCGGCCCAGGCCACCGACAGCAAGCCGAAAGCUACCAUUGCCGCCGUCCCGACGUUCAACAAUGCCUUGUCCAAGGGCGUCUCUUUCGGCCGGGUAGCUGUCCUGCUGGGGCUGCUGGCAGCUCAGUUCAACGAGCUGGUGGCCCAGCCAGCCCUGACGCUGCAGUCCGCCGUGCCUGUCGUGGCGGUUGUCCAGGUGGCAUAUGUGGUGCUGUGCCUGCCAGCAGCGGGUUCCCAGCAGGCAAAGGGGGUCAAGAAGCCCCGUCCUGGCGAGAAGAAGAAGCCGGAGGCGGCCGGAACGAGCUCCUUGGUGACUGCUCUCCUCGCCUUGGUCCUCACUACGAUUACGACCCCCGUUAUCCACGCCCUCUUCAUCCUCUUCGGCGCGCCGCUCCUAGACCACUUUCUGGAAACGUUCCUCUGCGCCGCUCACUUCGCCCUCCUUGGAGUCUUCCCCAUUAUCUACGCUCGCGGAGUGGAUAACCAGGCCCUGGUUGCGGUGGCUGGCGUGUCUGCGCCUCUGGACGAGACGCUGGGCGGGCUGCUUGGCGCAGUGCUUGGCGCAUGGUUGGGCGCCGUGCCUAUCCCCCUGGACUGGGACCGAGACUGGCAGAGGUGGCCUGUGACUAUCGUCUGUGGUCUAUAUGCGGGCUCAUGCCUCGGCAGCUGGUUGUCAGGCACUGUGUUUUACGGCAAGCGAAUCGGCGGAACGGCGCCCGCCGCCAAGGAGGAGUAG
Molecule: messenger RNA, 786 nt
Organism: Trichoderma gamsii
Lineage: Eukaryota; Fungi; Ascomycota; Sordariomycetes; Hypocreales; Hypocreaceae
Product: glycosylphosphatidylinositol anchor biosynthesis protein 11
Exons: 2
Coding region: 1-786 (261 amino acids)
Biological process (GO): GPI anchor biosynthetic process
Cellular component (GO): endoplasmic reticulum membrane
Source: RefSeq, a predicted model, not a curated record